GGGGUCUGGCUUGGUUGUCCCGGUGGAAGUUUGAGCGGUGGCGUGCGCAGGGCAGACAUGCAGCCAGGGGCCAGGUUAAGGAAACCACCCGUCCUGGUGCUUCAGAGGGCGCCCACGCGGACCUCAGAUGCUCCGCCUGCCUCAAAAGGCCGGGUCGCCGGGAACGAGGCCAGCAGGCGGCCAGGCUUGACCUUGACGGUUGGAGCAGCUAGCUUUUUCUGCUGCCCGGCAACGGCGCGCUCCCCGCGGGCCCGCGACUGCGCCUGCCCCUCCCUCCAGCGGAAUCGCCGGAGAUCCAGGCCGGGUUUUGCAGCCGAGCUGUUGGGUUGCGCGUGCUGAUUCCUCUUGAUAGCAGUCGGCUGCAGGAAAUCAUGGUGAUGAGCCAAGCGUGGACCGCGCUGUCUGGAGUCUCUGGGGUUGCCGUAGGCUGCUGCUUGUUGGCGGCGGCGGUGGUCCUGCGAUGGAGCGGGCGCCGGACGGCCCGAGGCGCGGCGGCCAGGGCGCGGCGGAGGCAGCGAGCCGGCCUGGAGACCAUGGACAAGGCGGUGCAGCGUUUCCGGCUGCAGAACCCUGACCUGGACUCAGAGGCCCUGCUGGCGCUUCCCCUGCCCCAACUGGUACAGAAGUUACACAGUGGAGAACUGGCCUCGGAGGCAGUGCUUUUCACCUACCUGGGAAAGGCCUGGGACGUGAACAAGGACACCAACUGUGUGACCUCCUAUCUGACUGACUGUGAGACUCAGCUGUCCCAGGCCCCACGGCAGGGCCUGCUCUAUGGCGUCCCUGUGAGCCUCAAGGAAUGCUUCGGCUACAAGGGCCAAGACUCCACGCUGGGCUUGAGUUUGAAUGAGGGAGUGCCAUCGGAGUGUGACUGUGUAAUAGUGCAAGUGCUGAAGUUGCAGGGGGCUGUGCCCUUUGUGCACACCAAUGUCCCCCAGUCCAUGUUAAGCUUUGACUGCAGUAACCCCCUCUUUGGCCAGACCACAAACCCAUGGAAGUCCUCCAAGAGCCCAGGUGGUUCCUCAGGGGGUGAGGGGGCUCUCAUUGCAUCUGGGGGCUCCCCUCUGGGUUUAGGCACUGAUAUUGGAGGCAGCAUCCGCUUCCCUUCUGCCUUCUGUGGCAUCUGUGGCCUCAAGCCUACCGGGAACCGGCUCAGCAAGAGUGGCCUGAAGGGCUGUGUCUAUGGACAGAUGGCAGUGCAGCUUUCUGUUGGCCCCAUGGCCCGCGAUGUGGAGAGCCUGGCUUUGUGCCUGAGAGCCCUUCUGUGUGAGGACCUGUUCCGUUUGGAUCCUACAGUGCCCCCCUUGCCCUUCAGAGAGGAAGUCUAUAAGAGCUCUAGACCUCUACGUGUGGGCUACUAUGAGACUGACAACUACACCAUGCCCAGCCCAGCCAUGAGGAGGGCUGUGCUAGAGACCAAGCAGAGUCUUGAAGCUGCUGGCCACACGCUGGUUCCCUUCUUGCCAAACAACAUACCCUACGCCCUGGAGGUCCUCUCCACAGGUGGGCUGUUCAGUGACGGUGGCUACACUUUCCUCCAGAACUUCAAAGGUGAUUUUGUGGAUCCCUGCUUGGGGGACCUGGUCUUAAUCCUGAAGCUCCCCAUGUGGUUUAAAAGACUGUUGUACUUCCUGGUGAAGCCUCUGUUCCCUCGGAUCGCCGCCUUCCUCAACAACAUGCAUCCACGGUCGGCCAGAAAGCUGUGGGAACUGCAUCAUGAGAUUGAGAUGUACCGCACAUCUGUGAUUGACCAGUGGAAAGCAAUGAACCUGGAUGUGCUGCUGACCCCAAUGCUGGGCCCUGCGAUGGAUUUGAAGGCGGCAGGCAGGGCCACAGGUGCCAUCAGCUACACUGUGCUCUACAACUGCUUAGACUUCCCUGCCGGGGUGGUGCCUGUCACCACUGUGACCUCUGAGGACGAUGCCCAGAUGGAACACUACAGAGGCUACUUUGGGGAUAUCUGGGACAAUAUACUGAAGAAGGCCAUGAAGAAGAGUGUAGGCCUACCUGUGGCUGUGCAGUGUGUGGCUCUGCCCUGGCAGGAAGAGCUGUGUUUGCGGUUCAUGCGGGAGGUGGAACAGCUGAUGAGCCCUGAGAAGCGGCCGUCCUAAGGGUCAUUCACCACCUGCCUAGCUCUGGAGGACCUGAGGCCCGUGUGCUCUGCACUG
This is a messenger RNA of Acomys russatus (golden spiny mouse), 2168 nucleotides long. It is a transcript of the gene Faah, whose product is annotated as fatty acid amide hydrolase. Gene Ontology annotation, molecular function: amidase activity; fatty acid amide hydrolase activity. Gene Ontology annotation, biological process: fatty acid catabolic process. NCBI's taxonomy places the organism in Eukaryota, Metazoa, Chordata, Mammalia, Rodentia, Muridae. The record is from RefSeq and is a predicted model, not a curated record.